AUGCCUUACUCUUCCACCCCGGAGGUGUCAACCACGCCUCUCGCGGACUACUUUUGGAUAGCUGGCGUGGAUGGCACGGAGGUACUAGAGACCUUUCGAAGGUUGGGCGAUGAAUAUAGGGCAAACAGCGCCACUUCUCCCGGUCCCGCUCUCACAGAUACCAUCGAGGAGGAUGCGGACGCUGAGGAGGCUCACGACCCCCGUCUUGACGGGCUCUCGAGACCCAAUUCGACUUUACCCGGCCGGAACUCAUUUCAGCGAUUCUCGAUGCGCUCGGAAAACUCCGCCGAGGGAAACGCGAACGGCUCCAACAGCAAUCGGAGCAGCUUGACGAUCAAGGGUGCGCAAUCCCCCCGGGGCUCGUCAUUUCUGGAGGACUUCGACUUCGACAAGGCGCUGUUCAAGUUCGCGUCCGAGAGGGACUCGUUCCUAUCCGACCUGAGCCUCAGUGCCGGGCCAUCACUCCCGCUUCACGCCCCGAAGAUCACCUCGGAGGAGACUCCGUCACAACCGUCGAGCCUACUACGAUCUGGGAUCGGUAGCGUACGACGACAUAUGGCCUUUCGGGAUAUGAACAGUAUGAAGCGGCAGCCUUCGGUUGCCCGUCAGGCGUCCAUUCGUACUUCACGGCGUCUCAGCAAUUACAACUCCGUCAUCCCCGCUCCGCAACCCCUAGAAUUCUCCCCCACGAUGCACCCCCUGAAACGGAGAUUCGAGCCCGUUCUUCUCGAUCGAUAUCCAACAAAAGGUAUGACGGAGGAGCUGAAGCAGCGCGGAAACUUCCCGGAUUAUGUGCCGAUGUUUGCCUUUCCCAAUGAUAUCAAUAUCGUGUCUUCCGACCAGCGGCCUCGAUCCACGUGGCAUGGGUUUACCAUGACGACUGACAACGGGUCGCGACUGCAUGCAAUCUGCGUGAUCAUUUGGAUCCCCCUGAACCAACGAGCGGCCGAAGAGUUGGAGAAGCGCUGUGAAGAGUGGAGGAAAGAGAACAUGACGGACGAGGAGCGAGAGCUGGCGGCCAGUCUUGGGGAACGGCUGGCCUCCGAGCGGGCCAAGCUGUCAAGACUCCUGGCGCAGCUUCCCACCGUAGCGUCCGGGUCGGAGUCGAGAGAACAGUUGGAGGAUGAGAUCAGCGCUGUGGAGGAGAAGAUUGGACUGAUGACCGAUCUGCUGCGGCCGGUGCGUCUCGGGGCGGCGUCAAAGAUUGAAGGGUUGACCGACGGAGAAACCGGUUUCUGGAUUCCACGCGCAUAUGGUAUUCUGGGGCGUGAGGAGAGCAUGACUAGCUUCUGGAAGGAGUGGUUGAAGGCCAUCAUUGUGCCCAUGACCGACGGCGGCGUUCAGCGAGUCCCUCCCAGCUCACCGCGCAUGGGUGUCUGGCAACCAUUGGAGCGAUACGUGAUGAAUCUGUGCACCGAGGCAUUCAGCCCCAACUCGUCCAAGACGCAGGUCGAGCUGGCAGUCCGGGAGCUGCGCCUCUUCGCGCGGAAGGAGGCAGUCAAUGAGCUGCCCGGAUCCAGAAACACUGAUCUCUAUGCGUUGUUCCGGACGCUGUCCCUGUCGAACAUCAUCAUCCUGUUCGAGUACGCUCUUACCGAGUCCCGCAUCAUCUUUCUCUCGUCCCACACGUCGAUGCUCUACCUGGCCACCAGGGCCCUGGUCGACCUGCUCUUCCCGCUCCAGUGGACCGGCGUGCUGAUUCCGGUGCUCCCAGCACGGUUGAUCCAGGCCCUGGAGGCCCCAUGUCCGUACAUUGUGGGCAUCGAGCGUCGAUACGAGAAGGUCGAAUUGCCGUCCGAUGACUUUGUCCUGGUGGAUCUGGAUGCCGACGUUAUCGAGAGCACGGUGCAGCCGACGCCCCUGCCGCGUCAUCAGCGCCGGAAGCUGCUGUCGCUGCUCCAGCUUGCCGCGCCCCACCACAGUCGCUGCGCGGUCCCCACUGGCCCUCCAGCUUACGCAAUCGAGACGUUCCCCUUUGACGCGUUUAUGUCGGAAAACCCGUCCAUCUUCAACGCCCGGGCGCAGUCCACGCAACUGGCCAAGUAUGUCAGUCUCAAUUCGAGUGCGUUUGGCCAACAGCCUGCGAUGCCGACUACGUUCCAACCACCCAUCUUCAACGCUUAUCUGUAUGCACGUAACGAGCAAGCUGCGUACAGGGGCUUCUCAUCCAAAGGCUCCGACCGACCGAGCACCGGGUCCACGUCCAAAACCGGGUCACCACCUUCCCCGAGGGACAACUCGCCGACCUCGGGCCACUUCCCGCCCAGCUCCCGGAACGAUUCGGGUAUGGCUCUGCAGGCUUCGCUGCGGGAGAAACGGUCGGGUCAUUUUGAUGCCUCAUCCCGGCGAAGCUCGUCCUUUGGAAUGGAGAUGAGGUCGGGUGUUCCGAGACGGCCGAGUGCUCCUUUCCUUGGUCAUGCGCCCAACCUGUCGGUCACGACGUUGAACACGGAUUACAACUCGGGCUCCACCUAUGCACCGUCCGUCUAUGCUCAGUCCACGGUGGCAGCCUCGACGAUUGUGCCGCAGUCUGUCGCGCAGCCCAUCCAAAAUGCAGAAGGCACGUGCUGGGUUGAGGGCCACUGCCUCCAGGUGGUCCCGGCCGAUGACAAGGCCGUCUGUGCCGUGUGCGAUGAGCGAGCGGAGGACGGCAUGUACAGGUGCAGUGCCUGCAAGACCCUGGUGCACAACCGGUGCGCUCUCCAGAUCUGUCUGGUUUGUCCUGCAGCGUUCCACCCCGAGCAGGUUCGGGCCGCCUUUGUCAGAUGUUUCGCCAGCCUGUUUUACACUUACAAGAAGUUCCUUCAACCGGCCACGGGCGACAAGAAAAAGGCGGGUCUGACGUACAGUUUUAAUAUGGAAGCCUUCUUGAAAAGCCUGCCUAGCGAGCAUGCGGAGUACAUUGCGGUCCUGCAGCACACACAAGGGUUUAACGAGUUCAUUGGGGAAAGAGAAAGGGUGAAUCCCAAGUCAAAGGACCCCCGACUGGCCUUGUUCGAUGAGAUUGUUCUGUCCAAACGGAACCGGGGCCGUUCUUCGCUGUUCUCUAGCCGUACCAUGACCGAUUUCCUAUCCGAUACCUCGAACCAUCUCUGGCGAACAGCCAGUGCGACUUCGUUUCCACCGAGCAGCAGGGGCCAGCAGACUCUUUCUGGGGAUUACACCCGCAUUGUCACUAGGGCCCCAGCAAAGCUCGACACCAGCCUGAUGAAGGAACCGCGCAUGAUCAAUGGAGCGCCGCGGGUCUCAAAGACGGCCAACAAUGCUCGCCGGAAGCCGCUUCCUAAUCUUAUGAACGGGCUUGCUAUCUCUCCUCCUUAA
Molecule: messenger RNA, 3321 nt
Organism: Aspergillus novofumigatus IBT 16806
Lineage: Eukaryota; Fungi; Ascomycota; Eurotiomycetes; Eurotiales; Aspergillaceae
Product: dDENN domain protein
Exons: 5
Coding region: 1-3321 (1106 amino acids)
Biological process (GO): regulation of Rab protein signal transduction
Cellular component (GO): cytoplasmic vesicle
Source: RefSeq, a predicted model, not a curated record